Rhodamnia argentea is the source of this 3489-nucleotide messenger RNA. Its product is annotated as SART-1 family protein DOT2. The record is from RefSeq and is a predicted model, not a curated record. The transcript is spliced from 13 exons. Bases 356 to 3052 code for a protein of 898 amino acids. NCBI's taxonomy places the organism in Eukaryota, Viridiplantae, Streptophyta, Magnoliopsida, Myrtales, Myrtaceae. Gene Ontology annotation, biological process: maturation of 5S rRNA; mRNA cis splicing, via spliceosome. Gene Ontology annotation, cellular component: U4/U6 x U5 tri-snRNP complex.
AGAAUCACGGCCCUGAAAAUUGAGCUCGGCCUUAUCGACCUCCUCCGACGUGCGGCUGUUGCGUCGGCUCGGCCUUCAUCAAAGGCUAAUUCUCUGCCUUGGAAUCUUCAGAGGCGGUGCUUCCAGUUCGAAGCCUUCGCGAGAUUCAAGCGUCGCACAGCUAACGCUCUUUAACGAUUGAAGCCACAGGGUUGCCUUCUCUAUCCACCUUCCCGUUGCGCUCGGCUGCUUUUGUUCUAUCUCUCGCGAAUCUAGAAUUGCGAACUCCGUCGUAUCAAUCAGGCAUCAUUGUCAGUACUUGUCUGAAGGUUGUAGCAUUGGCGUAAAGGGUUCAAAAGUUGAAUAGAGUGAGGAGAUGGAAUUAGAUGGAUCUCCCUAUAGAGAGAAGCGAGACGUGGGAGAUGGUGAUUCCGAGGAAAUUGGAGGGCAAAAGUCUAGAGAUUCGAGUAAGAAUAGGAAUAAGGAGCGGAAGAAGAGUGGUCACCGAGAAGAGAAGGAUCAAGGGAACAAAGAUAAAGAUAAAGAAGCAAAAGACGAUAGACUCUCAAGCAGGGAUAGGAGGAAGGAUGAUAGAGAUGAGCGUGAGAAGGAUAGGAGGAAGGAAGAUGGAGAAGAGCACGAGAAGGAUAGGAGCAGGAUUACUAAGGGUAGAGAGAAAGAGCGAGAUCAUGAACAGCGUGACAAACAUAGAGACAAGGAGAAGGAGCGGGAGCGGGAGCGCGAGAGGGAAAAAGAUCGAAAGGAUAGACGGAAGGAUCGAGAGGUAGAAAAGGAGAGUGAUGACAAAGAGAAGGGGAAGGAGAAGAGUAGCAGAGAGAAAGAAAGAGAGAGGGAAAAGGAGAAGCUAAAGGAGAAGGAGAGAGAAAAAUAUAGAGACAAAGGGAGAGAAAAGGAGAAGGACAGGUUGACAGAUGAAGCAAAGGAGAAGAGCAAUAGGCAGAGGGACCGGGAGGAAGAUCAUGACAGAGACAGGUCAAGAGAUAAAGAAAGGGUAACGAGGAAAGGGGAUGCACACGACUAUGAUAGGAUCAAGGAUGAUAGGGUGGAAUUUGACAUUGCCGAAGAAAAGGACGACGUUGGGCGCGGGCAAAAUCCCGAUAGUGCUUCAGAUGGAGCCAGGUUGUCCACCUCCAUACUACAGGACCGCAUCUCAAAGGCAAAAGAAGAGAGACUGAAAAGACAGCCCGAGCCUGAGGGUGCUUCUGAGAUAUUGGCAUGGGUUAAUAGGAGUCGUAAGCUUGAACAGAAAAGGAAUGCAGAAAAGGAGAAAGUCCUCCGGCUAUCGAAAGUAUUUGAGGAGCAGGAUGAUAUUGGUCACGGAGAGAGUGAAGAUGAGCAAGAAGUUCCCAGAAAUGCUCAUGAUCUAGCAGGGGUGAAAGUACUUCACGGACUUGAUAAGGUUAUUGACGGUGGAGCAGUUGUUUUGACACUCAAAGAUCAGAACAUACUUGCAAAUGGAGACAUCAAUGAAGAGGUUGAUAUGCUUGAGAACGUAGAAAUUGGAGAGCAGAAACAGAGGGAUGAAGCUUACAAAGCUUGCAAGAAGAAGACUGGAAUCUAUGAUGACAAAUUCAGUGAUGAUCCUGCAUCGGAGAAGAAAUUACUUCCACAAUAUGACGAUCCAGCUCAAGAUGAGGGGGUAACUCUCGACUCUAGUGGACGUUUGACCAAUGAAGCUGAAAAGAAACUGGAAGAGCUAAGGAGGAGGCUACAGAGUGCUUCUUCAAGUAGUCAUUAUGAAGAUCUCAGCUCAUCUGCCAAGAUCUCGUCUGAUUAUUUCACUCAAGAGGAAAUGCUUCAAUUCAGAAAGCCCAAGAAAAAGAAAUCCUUGAGGAAGAAAGAGAAGUUGGACUUAGAUGCCCUUGAAGCGGAAGCAAUUUCAGCAGGGAUUGGUGUUGGAGAUCUUGGAUCACGUAAGGAUGGGAGGAGGCAGGCUAGCAGAGAAGAACAAGAGAAAAUUGAUGCUGAGAUGAGAAAAAAUGCCUACCAAUUGGCCUAUGCUAAAGCAGAGGAGGCAUCUAGGUCACUGCGCGUGGAGCAAACUCUUCCCAUUAAGACGGAGAAUGAAGAAAACGCAGUCAUUGCCGAUGAUGAUGAGGAUCUUUAUAAAUCUUUAGAGAGAGCUAGGAAAUUGGCUCUGAAGAAGCAAGAAGAGGAGGGGCCUUCUGGUCCUAAAGCAAUAGCUCUCCGUGCCACUAGGAUCCCCAGCACACAGAGUGCAGAAAAUCAGAGUCUUGUGACUGGUGAAUCACAGGAAAGCAGGGUUGUCAUGACAGAAAUAGAAGGGUUUGUUUCAGGCCUCGAGGUUGAUGAAGCAUCUCGUAAGCCGGACACUGAAGAUGUCUUCAUGGAUGAAGACGAAGCACCAGUAACAUCUGAUAAUGAAACAAAAGAUGAGCCCGGAGGCUGGACUGAAUCUAAAGAAUUUGGUAAUGAUGAAAGUCCUGUUAAUGAGGAUGAGGAGGAAGUUGUUCCGGAUGAGACAAUUCAUGAAGCUGCAGUGGGGAAAGGGCUGUCGGGUGCCCUAAAGCUGCUCAAGGAUCGGGGAACGCUUAAAGAAACCGUUGAGUGGGGUGGUAGAAACAUGGAUAAGAAGAAAAGCAAGCUCGUAGGCAUUGCAGAUGAUGGACAGAAAGAGAUCCGCAUUGAAAGGACGGAUGAAUUUGGCCGAAUAUUAACCCCAAAGGAAGCUUUCCGAUUGAUUUCCCAUAAAUUUCAUGGAAAAGGACCUGGCAAAAUGAAGCAAGAGAAGCGCAUGAAGCAAUACCACGAAGAAUUGAAGUUGAAGCAGAUGAAGAAUUCAGACACGCCUUCAUUGUCUGCAGAGAGGAUGAGGGAAGCUCAAGCUCAAAUGAAGACACCUUAUCUUGUGCUAAGUGGUCAUGUUAAGCCGGGUCAAAACAGUGAUCCGAGAAGUGGAUUUGCCACCAUUGAGAAAGAUCCAGGGAGCUUAACGCCCAUGCUUGGAGAUAGGAAGGUUGAGCAUUUCUUGGGGAUAAAGCGAAAGCCUGAGCCUAGUAACUUGGGAGCACUAAAGAAGCCAAAAACUUGACGUGUUCUCGACAGGCCUUCUAUUAUACGUCGAGUUUGGAGCAACUUGCUUUUGGGGCUGGAAGUAAUUUCAGGCUCAGGGCAUCAAUUACAUCACCACAUUACAUUACUCUUAUCUGCUCUUGUUGCUUUCGAAGAUGUACUUAAGACCUGUAAGGCCAACAAGACGACAAGGCGGCAAUUUUUGAGAAUCCUUUGUUGCCCAAGAAUUUAAUGGCACCUUCACUAGCGAACUUAUUCACUGUUACUGUUCCUACAGAUAGUUGUACAGAUUUUGUGAUAAGCAGGUGGCUAUUUUCCCAGAUGCUACUCUUGCUGUUAGACAAGUGACCCGGCAAGUUAAAUGCUCUGCAUGUGUUUGUGGAGGGUUGAUGGCCAUUAGUGUAAAACCUAGUUUGAUUUGUUGUUAUGUAUAGGGCGUGCAUGCUUGUGUGUGAA